GCUGCAUCUGCUGUAUACAUUUUUCUUGAUAUGGUUAGCUACUAAGCUACAAAUCGAAUCCAUGAUGGUGUGAUUGAUUCGAAGGUGAACUAUCAAUCUUAACGACUGAUCAAUGGAUCCUGGCAAGAAUUGAUCCCAUACAACGGUAAAGCCACGGAACCGGAGGUACAUAACUACCAGCAAAAGGCAGGCUCAAUCAUAUAUGCCACCACCGUCACCGGGCCAGACGCUAUGAGGGCCGCCACGAAGUAUGAAUAACAAGCUUAUAGUAUUCUUUGAUGUGGACGAUAUUGCCAUCCUUUCAAGACGAUCCGACUAUAACGAAUACCUUUCCUUCAAAGCUAAGCGUUUCAACCGAUACAAGAUGGGAGAUCUGGGAGAUCUGGGAGAUCUCAGCUGGUUUUUGGGUAUCAGGAUAAUAAGGGAUAGAACGGCGCGGCGGAUCUGGCUGAGCCAAGAUUCAUAUAUUGACUCAAUUACGAAGAGAUUCCACCUCGACGAAGGGAGGACCCCUAACACGCCCAUGGCUACUGACGAAUUGGUGCCAUAUAGCGGCAAAGCAACAGAACAGGAGGUCCUGGCCUACCAGCAAAAGGUAGGGUCAAUAUUAUACGCCACUAUCGUCACGCGGCCGGAUGCCAUGAGAGCUGCCACACGGCUUUCUGAGUUUUGAUCAAUCCUUCGCCUGAGCACCACCAAGCGGCCGAUAGAGUGAUCAGAUGCCUGGACGCAACGAAACAUCUGGCUAUCGAAUACGGGGAUGCUACGGAUCAGGGGAGGGCGUUCGCCCGCGCUAGCGACGCUGCUUUCUGCCUCGGACUUCCCCCCUAUUGCCCUGGUUAAUCCCCUUAUUACCGUGGAUAAUAGGGAUCUAUUACCGUGGAUCCGUUAUACCGAUUUGCCACCUCUUUAUGUAUAUACAGAGGAAAAGCAACCUCACG
Molecule: messenger RNA, 941 nt
Organism: Amorphotheca resinae ATCC 22711
Lineage: Eukaryota; Fungi; Ascomycota; Leotiomycetes; Helotiales; Amorphothecaceae
Exons: 1
Coding region: 251-673 (140 amino acids)
Source: RefSeq, a predicted model, not a curated record